UUACCUUUGGUAAUUAUGGUUGAAUGAGGUUUAUCAUUUAUAGUUUAAUUAUGAUCUAGUGAACACUUAUAGAGUUGUUUUCUUUACAUAACCAGGUUUUCAAAGUUUUUUCAUGGAUACAGUUACUCGAAUGCUGAAUUUUUUACUGAUGGCUCAGGAUGGCAAGGUCCUGGCUCUGGGAGUUCUGGCUGGUGCAGCAGGGAUCAGCUUGGCAGCUUUUUGGUACCAGAGCCGGAGAGCCAUGGUGGCGGCAGCAGGGACAAAUACUUAUUACCUGUCAAGCAGCAGAAACACAGACCAGCUCGAUGGCGGUGUGGCAUUGCAAGAGGGUCAGACGGAGGUGCUGGAUCGGCUCGGAGCUCUGAUUCAGUGUGUGUCGGAGCUCAAAGAGGAGGUGAAGGCCCUGAAGAAUGCUCUUCCACACCUGCAGGACCACAUCAGAGAUGAGUUAACAGGGCGAAGUCGCAAGGCAAGUCCACUGAAUAGAACCACACCCACAAAGAGGAAGAGAGCCAGCGAAGCUGCAAGAGCACAGGGAUAUAGCUCGGAGGAAGCAGAAAGUGAAGGAGGGUAUAUCACAGCACUGACAGAUACAGAAGAGGAGUAUGAGAGUGAAGAGGAUCGCAAAGUUGUAGAGCCGCUGGAUGAGCUCACGGUUCUGUUACAGAGAGCAGAUGGGCUGCAUGCUUGUAACGGAGAUGAGAAGAAAGAAGGCUUGUCCGCUCUGCUGGAGAGGAAAGAAAAGUAUGAUAAGACGUGGCAGUACCUUUGGCGGUUAACCAGAGCCUAUGCUGAUGCUCAUGACCUGGCUGGAGACGUACAAGAGAAGAAGCAAUAUGCUGAAACAGGGAAGCAAAUUGGAGAACAAGCCAUUUUAGUGAAUCCCAUGUGUGCUGAAAGUCAUCAGUGGUAUGCUAUUCUAUGUGGACUUCUGUCAGAAUAUGAAUCUGUUCAGAAUAAGAUAAAGUAUGGCUACCUUUUCAAGGAUCAUUUGGAUAAAGCCAUUGAGCUGAAGCCGCAGGAUCCGCUGUCUUAUUACCUGCUGGGCCGUUGGUGCUAUGCUGUGGCCCAGUGUACAUGGAUUGAGAGGAAAAUUGCUGCUACAUUGUUUGGAGAGCCUCCGAGCGCAACAGUCCAUGAUGCCCUGCAGAACUUCCUCAAGGCAGAAGAAAUCUGCCCAAAGUACUCCAAAUACAACUAUGUGUUUUUAGCAAAGUGCUAUAAAGACCUGGGCCAGAAGAACCAAGCCACGAAGAUGUGUGAUGCUGCGUCUGAAUUGAAAACAACAACUAAAGAGGACGAGGAAGCACAAAAGGAGCUGGACUCUCUACUCUUGUCAGUUUAGUCAGAAACUCAACAGACUUUUAAUGUCUCUUCUACUUUUAGGGUACAGUUGUGGUAAUGGACUCGAGAUGUGACCAUAUAACUGUUAUUUUGCCUUUUUCUAAUUUUUAUGCUGAAUGUAAAUGACUAUUAACAUUUAAAGACAACCGAACUUUGAGCAGCGAUAAUCUGCAGCAUGACAUAUGCCACAAACUAUGAGGCAAUACGUCAUGCUCCAAGUUCACUUGUGACCAUAUGACUGUUAUUUUGACAUUCUCUCAUCUUUAUACUGACUGGAGACUCUCAACACUAAGGACAACUGAACUUUAAUCAGUGAUAAUCUGGAGCUUGAUAUCUUGCUUCAGAGUUUGUGACAUAUGUCAUGUUAUCACAAAAGUCGUAAAUUAAAAGAUAUCCUAACUUAAUUUUAGUACAAAUAAAGUUGUGGACAAAUCAUAAAUUCCUUCGCUAGCCCACCAUAAGACAGUCCCUCUAGGAUUUUGUGAUUUUGAGAUCGCAGAAAUGAAUGAAAAAUCAAGCAAACUCAGCAGUAUUAAAAAUUACUGCAGAUUUUCUGCAGAUUUGGGCCAAGACGCAUCGUGUGACAUCAUCGCAACGCACAUUCAGCCAAGUUCCUCUUUGAUUCACGUGCAUAAAACAUGAGUACAGCUUAAAGGUCUCAUUCACCAGCAAACAUCAAAGACUGUACUAAAUUAUUUUGUGCAAUUGCAAUUUCGCCAAUUCGAGUAGUUUUCCAAAAAAAAAAAAUCAGCAAUUGCAUCACAAAUUUUUUAAAAAGCCAUGGCAAAAAUCAAGCAUUUUUGGCCACAACAAACGCAGCGAAAUCCUGAACGGCCUGAUAAAAGUACAAGCUUGUAUGCUUCCCACUCCCAGAUUUUUUUGUUGACUGGAAAACUGACUACGCUAAUAAGCGGUAGCUAAUGUAAUAGCAUAGGAACUAGUUAGCUAGGUACAUACAUUAAUACGGACUAAAGGAAAUGAACGCAUCAAUAAUUAUUAUCUUCUUAUAUUAAGUUUCUAAUGUAGUACACCAUCCUUGUACCUUCAACACAAAAUACUAGACUAUGAGGUAUGGUGUUCUCCCAUCGCAUUCAACAUAUUUAGAGUCUAGUUUGUUUAUUGGUUCUUGAUAUGUAUAAUCAUGAGAUGACACAUUGUGCACGUCUUGCUAGUUGGAGAGUUGUAAGAAGGCUUUGUGCUGAAUUUUAUUUGCUUGGUUUUGUCAGUGUUUACACGUACAUGCUUGGUUCUGAUUCAGAAAAGUUCGACAUUCAUCCAUGCAUUAAUCUGCAUAGUAAAAACCACUUAGUAAAGAUCAGCAAGAUCUCCAUUGUUGUGUGUAGUGCAGCAGGUGCUGGGAUUUUGUGGUGGUAUGGUAUGAGCUAUAAUUACAGCAUCGAGGCUUGCUGCAUCAUCGUUGGGCAUGUUAAGAACAAACAUAGCUAUAUAUCAAAUUAAACUUUUGUUUUGUGAAAGUCAGCAAGGGAUUGGGGUUUUUUUCUUUCUCUAGUCGUUGAAGCCACUUGUCCGCUGAAUACCUUGGAUAUGGAAUCCGAUUAUCGCGGCUGCCCGGGCUACAGAUGUGUCCACCCUACCCCUCCCAUGUUCACAUUAGACCCUUUUACCCAUUCCAAACACAACACUGCAUUUAGUCAGUUACAAUUUAAAUUCCAAUUUUAUUUGUCACACACACACACACACACACACACACACACACACACACACACACACACACACAAACAAAACCAUACACAGUAUGAUGUGUAGUGAAAUGCCUUUGUCCUGUUCUUGUUUGUACUGCAGACUUACACAACACCAAGAGAUUAAUAGAACACUAAUACCAUGGCAGGGUACCUUUUCUCUUCCUUCUUUUCUUGACUUUAUGGCCAGUGUUCAGUGCAAUCCAUUACAUUACAUAUCAGCUUGCACUCUUUAGUCUCGAUUUUUUCACUAGGUUUUCACACAGUUGAAAAAAAACUUUUUAAUCAUUGAAAGAAUCUAAAAUUUUGGGGGGAGUAUAUUGAUUUGUUUUGUAGAUUUUCAUUUAAUGUUUUUGUUUCCCCAUUUGUGCUUAUAUCCACAUCAUUGUUUACGCAAACUGAUUACUGAGUCAUAAAAAUGCUGAAUUAUCUUAUUUUGGUUUCGUUUUUCUUGUAACAGGAAGGUGCUGGUUCAUAGUAUUUAUACACAGUAAUAAUUUUAGCUUUGAUCUGUAAAACAAUGAUUGAAAGGAGUAUUGAUGCUAUCAUAUUUUAGCCUGUUUCACUGUACAAAAUUGGGGGUGUAGGGAAGUAUUUUUGGUGAUUGGACACAUAACAUUCAGUGCUAUGUUUUAAAAUUUAAACUGUACAUAUAUACUUAUAAUACAUAAUCAUUCUUGAUAGAGGCAUUAUUGCUUCAAAAUGUCUUGAAAUGUAUUAAAAUCAUAAAAUGUGAAAUCUGUGAAUGUUUUGGACAUUGAUGAAAUGCUGCUGCUCUUGAUCUGGAGACUCUGUACCUAAAUAUUAAGGACAUAAUAUAUGGUCCCAGUUCUUAGUAUAGGCAGUAUGUUAAAGCAUAAAUGUUAACACAAAUAUGUUAAUGUAGCCAAGCCCCUAUAUGUAUGUUUAAUACAAUUAAUAUAACUGA
Molecule: messenger RNA, 3972 nt
Organism: Ictalurus punctatus (channel catfish)
Lineage: Eukaryota; Metazoa; Chordata; Actinopteri; Siluriformes; Ictaluridae
Product: regulator of microtubule dynamics protein 2
Exons: 11
Coding region: 113-1345 (410 amino acids)
Cellular component (GO): mitotic spindle pole; spindle microtubule; cytoplasm
Molecular function (GO): microtubule binding
Source: RefSeq, a predicted model, not a curated record